Erpetoichthys calabaricus (reedfish) is the source of this 4314-nucleotide messenger RNA. It is a transcript of the gene kcnh4a, whose product is annotated as potassium voltage-gated channel, subfamily H (eag-related), member 4a. Lineage: Eukaryota; Metazoa; Chordata; Cladistia; Polypteriformes; Polypteridae. Gene Ontology annotation, molecular function: voltage-gated potassium channel activity. Gene Ontology annotation, biological process: potassium ion transmembrane transport; regulation of membrane potential. The record is from RefSeq and is a predicted model, not a curated record. The transcript has 16 exons. Bases 598 to 4230 code for a protein of 1210 amino acids. Gene Ontology annotation, cellular component: membrane.
AAUGAGGUUUUUUUUUCGCCCGUUAAGAUAAGGGCGUUUGGAAAUGCAGAGUACUUGGUUGAAGACUCCUUUAAGUGUACGCAUCGCCCUGCAGGGUCCUUCUGAAGCUCGCUUUUUUGGUUGUUCCAAUGCGCGCGGCCUCGCUCAGAGGACGUAGGGAUUAUAAACGGCAUCUAGCGAAACAGAGAGAGAGAGUGAGCGAGCGAGCGAGGGAGAGAGAGAGAGAGAGGUGUUGGCAAGGCAGCGCUGCCACUGUCAAACGUCGAGCCGGUGGGACAGGCGCAAUGCCCGCGGCCGCUAGAAUGCGAGCGAAACGGACCCCCUCUGCACAACUUCCCAAAGUGCACAUGGCGCCCUGACAUAGCGCUUCAUGGGGGAGAAGGGGUGCGAGUGACUUCGAGAGGAACUUGAGGAAGAAAUGCGUUACGAUUCCGAUGCCACACCGGGGCAGCUCUUUUUGGGGAUUUUCCUUCUUUUAAAAACAUUUGUUUGGGACCCCCCGAGCUGCCCCGCACGACGGCUACGGCUGUUGUUGCCACAUAAACCCCCGAAGUCGAAUGGAAUAGUUGCUAAGGGAUUAUUUUGAACCGAAGGAGGAUGCCUGUUAUGAAGGGAUUGUUGGCUCCGCAGAACACCUUUCUGGACACCAUAGCAACGAGGUUUGAUGGGACCCAUAGCAACUUCCUGCUGGGUAACGGGCAGGUGCACCGCGGCUUUCCCAUCGUCUACUGCUCGGAUGGCUUCUGUGACCUCACGGGCUUCGCUCGCACCGAGGUCAUGCAGAAGAACUGCACCUGCCGCUUCCUCUACGGGGUGGAGACCAGCGAGCUCGUGUCUCAGCAGAUCGAGAAGGCGCUGGAGAGCCGUCAGGAGCACCAGGCCGAGGUGUGCUUCUACAAGAAGAGCGGUGUCCCCUUCUGGUGCUUACUGGACAUCGUUCCUAUUAAGAACGAGAAAGGAGAAGUGGUCCUCUUUCUCUUUUCCUUCAAGGACAUCACUGAGAGCCAUGGGAAGAGUCACCAGAAUGGCUGCAAGGAAGAGGGCCGAAAGGAAUAUCGGAAUAAAAAGGGCGGGGCUUCACACUUCUCUGCCGCCCGGAAGCGUGGCCGUACGGUGCUCCACCACCUGACCAGCCAGUUCACCAGCCGGAACAAGAGCGAGGUCAAGCUCCACAACAGCAUGUUUGACAACAAGCCGUCCGUUCCGGAGUACAAAGUGGCAGCCGUGCAGAAAUCUCGCUUCAUCUUGCUUCAUUACAGCAUCUGCAAGGCGCUCUGGGAUUGGCUGAUCCUCCUGGCCACGUUUUAUGUGGCCGUAACGGUGCCCUACAACGUCUGCUUCACCGCCUAUGAUGACUGCGAGUCUGCUUCUCGGAGCACCAUUGUCAGCGACAUCGCUGUGGAGAUGCUCUUCAUCCUGGAUAUUGCACUGAACUUUCGCACCACUUAUGUGAGCCAGUCAGGCCAGGUGGUCUAUGAGCCGCGGUCCAUCUGCAUCCACUACGCCGCCACCUGGUUCUUUGUGGACCUGAUUGCUGCUCUGCCCUUUGACCUACUGUAUGCAUUCAACAUCACGGUGACCUCACUAGUGCAUUUACUGAAGACGGUGCGGCUCUUGCGCCUGCUGCGCCUCCUCCAGAAGCUGGACCGUUACUCUCAGUAUAGUGCCAUGGUGCUCACAUUGCUCAUGUCCAUGUUUGCCCUGCUGGCCCACUGGAUGGCCUGUAUCUGGUACGUGAUUGGUCGAAAGGAAAUGGAGAACAACGAUCCAGUGACUUGGGAUAUCGGGUGGCUACAUGAGCUGGGCAAGAGACUGGAGUCCCCGUACAUCAAUAACUCAUUAGGGGGGCCAUCCAUCCGCAGCGCCUACAUUGCGUCCCUCUACUUCACUCUCAGCAGCCUGACGAGCGUGGGUUUUGGAAACGUAUGCGCCAACACGGACGCUGAGAAGAUCUUCUCUAUCUGUACCAUGCUGAUUGGAGCUCUGAUGCACGCCGUGGUCUUUGGCAACGUAACAGCGAUAAUCCAGCGCAUGUACUCGCGCCGCUCCCUCUACCACACGCGCAUGAAGGACUUGAAAGACUUCAUCCGGGUCCAUCGCCUCCCCCAACAGCUCAAACAGAGGAUGCUGGAGUACUUCCAGACCACCUGGUCUGUCAACAAUGGCAUCGAUGCCAACGAGCUCCUGCACGACUUCCCAGACGAGCUGCGGGCCGACAUUGCCAUGCACCUCAACAAGGACAUCCUGCAGCUGCCCCUGUUUGAGUCGGCCAGCCGCGGCUGCCUGCGCUCCCUGUCCCUGCACAUCAAGACGUCCUUCUGUGCCCCGGGCGAGUACCUCAUCAGGCAGGGGGACGCUCUGCAGGCCAACUACUUUGUGUGCUCCGGCUCUCUCGAGGUCCUCAAAGACAACAUGGUUCUGGCCAUCCUAGGUAAAGGUGACCUAAUUGGAGCUGACCUGCCCACCAAAGACCAGGUGAUCAAGACCAACGCGGACGUGAAGGCCCUGACCUACUGUGACCUCCAGUACAUCAGCGUGCAGGCCCUGCGUGACGUGCUUGAGCUCUACCCAGAGUAUGCCAGCAAGUUCACCGCUGACAUCCACCACAACCUGACCUACAACCUCCGUGAGGGCAGCGAGGCCGAGGGUCUGUCCAGGUUUUUGAGAUCUCCACGCCUCUCUCAGCCACGCCUAGAUUCCAGCUGUGCUGGUGACACCAAGAAGCUGCCAUCCAUUGUAGAGGAUGAAGAUGACAAUGAUGAGCUUUUCCACCUCUCGCCUUCUAGCAGAACACGCCGGAAGAUCCUUCUGCCCAGUCUGAACAGCCCAGUGCGUCGCAGCUCCCUGGGCAACCUGUUAGGCGAUGAGCUGAGGCAGUUCAAUGCCUUGCGCCGCACCUGCCGGUCACCGGUCAGUGGACACCGCGGUCGGAGCCCUUCACCACAGCAGAGCAAGAAAGACGAGCUGGGCCCCUGUGUCGAGGCCUGCAAUGGGCGCAAACCUGCCAAGCUACUCAUUCCCUCAGUGAACUGUUUUGGACCCCCGGACCUCAGCCCCAGAGUUGUGGAUGGGAUUGAAGACAACCAGAGAACCUCUGAGAUGCACUCGUUUCACUUCAAUGUGGAGCACAACACAAGCAAGGCCUCUGGGGACAGUGGAGUCAAAGAUGCAAAUAAAGUGAACUCGAUCUUACUGGCGGAGACGGAGGAAGUGAGACAGAGCAUCAGCCGGCUGAACCAGGAGAUGGACCGUCUCAACAACGAGGUCUCCCAGCUGAGCAAGGAGCUUCAUCACAUGAUUCACCUGGUGCAGGCGCAGCUGGCUGUGCAGCAUUACACCUCAGCGCUGUCGUCCUACCAGUACGGUGUCAAGAUGGUCCCCUCUCCGCCUCACAGCACUUCGGCCCACCCACCAAUGAGCUGCGGAAAGGGAGCUUUGUGGAACCACGGGGCCCCCGCUAUGGCAACCAAGGAGGCGGAUGGACUGCAGCCUCCCUCCAGUCCCAGGACGCCGUGCCUUCACGCUCCUUGUUAUGGAGAGGGGCAGACCAUGAGCCAGGGAGCAGACCCUCAUGGAGGUGUUCCAAAUUCGCCUUUCUCAAUGCGGCACGUCAGGACUCACACAGCCAUACUGAGCCCGGCGGGAGCCUACCCCGUCUUUUCCAGCUCUGCUGUGCCAGUGUUCACCAGCCCCUCGGGUGGCACACUGGCUUUGCCCACAUCUAUGGACUUCAGUCUCUCCCAGCCUUCCAAAUCCAGCACGCCAACACCGGUCCACUCCACACUGAUCACCACCAGCUCUGCCCACCAGCACCUGUCUACCCCUCUCCACUACCCAUAUUCAAAUGCGGCUUCCUCACAAGAACAUUCUCCGUGUGGGACCCUCAGCCCCAGACAGAACAACUUGGUGGGCUCUAGCCCUGCCCAUUCUGUGUCGUUCAACUCUGGCAUCCCCGGGACCCCAAGAACUGCACCAUGCCCCAGUACGACCACCAUUAAGACUUCGCUGGCUUCUCAGGGUUCAACAGAAAACUGUGAACCGGGGCUGGGGGGCGCCACUCCGACAGGGGAGGAAGCCCCACUGACACAACGGGGCUCAUGGGACAGGCUGCUGCUGCUCAAUCCUCCGGACUUGAUAGAAGACAGAGAGGUGUGCCAGUCACGGCGCUCCAGCGUGGGCACCCAGACGCUGGACGCCGAGAUCUUCUGGAGUCUGGAGACCACGGACUGAGCGACCUAACUGCCAUUUUGUUAGAGACGCUAAAGCAUCCCAAAGAACGUCGCCUAGAAAAAUUGGCGAGGCUUCAGUUUUUGU